AGUAAUCUGAUGUUAUGGUAGAGAAUCUAAUCCAACAAUAUUCGGGAUUUACUUUGUGUUAAUCAGUUAGCAUUCAGUGAUCAGUUGUGAUGUUAUGCUCGGUAGACUUUUUGAACUUGACGUCGUAAAGUGUACAUUUUUUUUUUAAACGAACAUAACAAUUAUUGGGAUGCACCCUAUAUGGGUAGCAUUGCCAUUGUGCUUGGCUCUAAGUUUAUCUAUUAGAGCUGAAGUGUAUACGGCUCUUGCUGAACUCGAAGAAUUAUUAGAGACUGAAUCAGUUCUUUUGAGGACUCUCCAUCAAUACAUAUCUGACCAAGAACAAAGAAUAGCUUCACUUAAAAAACAUGCAUAUGAUUAUGAAAAAGAACAUAAGAUCGCCGCAAAAGACAUUACCAACUACUUAUCUAAUCCAAUUAAUGAUUACUUAUUAGUGAAACGAUUAACCAGUGACUGGUACAAAACUGAAAAAUUAAUGCAGGACCCUUAUUAUGAUGCUGCAAUGAAGAAUCUAACCCAAUAUCGUGAGCUCUUAAAAUUCCCUACCGAAGAAGACUUGUCGGGUGCGGCAACUGCUCUUAUGAGGUUGCAAGACACGUACAAACUUGACACGUCAUCUGUUGCCAGAGGAGAAUUGAAUGGAAUCCAAUAUAGCACACAACUUACUGCUGGUGACUGUUUUGAAUUGGGCCGACAAUCUUACAAUGGUCGAGAUUUUUACCACACUGAAUUAUGGAUGAACGAAGCACUGAGAAGACACGAAGAAGAGAGAUCCAAUAGCACUACAGAUCGAUGGGAAAUAUUGGAAUACCUUGCUUAUUCUACUUUUAUGCAAGGUAAUUUGAAGAAGGCUUUACAGUUGACUAAUGAGCUAUUAGUUUUGUUUCCAAAUCAUGAGCGCGCUUUAGGAAAUAGAGCUUACUAUGAAGCAGCUAUAAAAAAUGGUACUAAAGACAUGGAAAAAUCUGAUUCUAAUCAAAGGAGCAUGGGUUCCACUUCUUUAGAUCCAGAAGAACGUGACCGUUAUCAGAUGUUAUGUAGAAAUGAAAAAUUAAUGUCUGUGAAAGAGAGUUCAAAACUUCAUUGCCGUUAUACUACCAAAAACAACCAAGCCUUCUUGAUAAUUGCUCCACUGAAAGAAGAAGAAGCCUUUUUGAGUCCACGCAUAGUUUUGUACCAUGACAUUUUGUAUAACAACGAAAUCGAUGUUAUAAAACGUUUGGCACAACCUAGGCUUAGAAGAGCUACUGUUCAAAAUUAUAAAACUGGCGAGUUAGAAUUUGCAGAUUAUAGGAUUAGUAAAUCUGCAUGGUUAAAAGAACACGAAGACAAUGUAAUUGCUAAUGUGGCAAAACGUGUUGAAACUAUGACAGGUCUUACUACUGAAACUGCGGAAGAACUACAAGUAGUUAAUUAUGGUGUUGGUGGACAUUAUGAUCCCCAUUAUGAUUUUGCAAGAAGAGAAGAAACGAAUGCUUUUAAAUCUCUUGGAACUGGUAAUAGAAUUGCUACAGUUUUAUUUUAUAUGAGUGAUGUAGCACAAGGUGGUGCUACUGUAUUUCCAUGGUUAGGAGUUGCUUUAAAACCAGUGAAAGGCACUGCUGCAGUGUGGUUUAAUUUGUAUCCUAGUGGAAAUGGAGAUCUUAGAACUAGACAUGCUGCUUGUCCUGUACUGCAAGGGUCUAAAUGGGUGUGCAAUAAAUGGUUACAUGAAGUAGGACAAGAAUUUAAAAGACCUUGUGAUCCUAAAGAAAAUAUUGAGGCAACUAGCCAAAGUUAAUAACUACUGACUUUUGAUAUAUAAUUUUUUUGAUGUGUUUGUGUUGAUUAAUUUGAAUUUUUUUUACUAAAUAAAAUUUUCCAUAUAUUUUUUAGUAA
Molecule: messenger RNA, 1878 nt
Organism: Daktulosphaira vitifoliae (grape phylloxera)
Lineage: Eukaryota; Metazoa; Arthropoda; Insecta; Hemiptera; Phylloxeridae
Product: prolyl 4-hydroxylase subunit alpha-1-like
Exons: 10
Coding region: 170-1780 (536 amino acids)
Biological process (GO): peptidyl-proline hydroxylation to 4-hydroxy-L-proline
Cellular component (GO): endoplasmic reticulum
Molecular function (GO): iron ion binding; L-ascorbic acid binding; protein binding
Source: RefSeq, a predicted model, not a curated record